AUGGUCAGCAGUCGUCCUCUCUUUUUCUUGGUUGCUCGACUGCUUAUGGUCGCUGCACCCUAUGGGCAGGUUGUUGCGCAUUUUUGGGCGCCAUGGAGCGAACAGUGCAAGCACAUGGACACUGUGCUGCAGGAGCUGUGCAGAACUUACCCCCAGACUGGGUUUGUGCGAGUGGAAGCUGAAGAAGUUGUGGACCUCUCGGAGAAGUAUAGUGUGGCAGUAGUCCCCCUGUUUCUUUUCUUUCAGUCAGGUCAGCUUGUUUACAGGCUGGAAGGUGCAGAUGCUCUGGCAUUGACAGAGAAGGUCCAAGAAUACUCAGGGACCUCCACUGCUGCACCCAACACUGAAGAUGUCGAAAAGCGGAUAAAAGUGAUCAUUGAUUCAGAGCCCAUCAUGCUGUUCAUGAAGGGCACACCUGAGGCGCCCCGCUGCAAGUUCAGCUCCAAGGUGGUUGGUGUCCUUCGAGAGCUAGGAAUAAGCUUUGGGCAUUUUGACAUCCUCAGCGAUGAGAAGAUCAGGCAGGGCCUGAAGGAGUACUCGCAGUGGCCAACGUUCCCCCAGCUGUACGUGAAGGCGGAGUUCAUUGGGGGCUGCGACAUUAUCCUGGAGAUGCAGCAGAGUGGCGAAUUGCGCAAAACACUCGAGCAGGCUCUGGGACCUUCUGUACAGCCUGGUGACCCAACUGCCCGGUUGAAAUCUCUUGUCACCAGGAGCCCCAUCAUGCUGUUCAUGAAGGGGUCCCCCGACGAGCCACGAUGCGGCUUCAGCGCGAGGGUGGUGGAGAUGCUGAGGGGGGCAGGAGUCAGUUUUGGGCAUUUUGACAUCCUUGGGGACGACACUGUGCGACAGGGGUUGAAAGAGUACUCGCAAUGGCCGACGUAUCCUCAGCUGUAUGCAAACGGCGAAUUCAUAGGCGGCUGUGACAUUGUCACCGAGCUUGACGCAGCUGGGGAGCUACUGUCGACCAUCGAGGCCGCCCAACAGGCUGCCUGA
Ostreobium quekettii is the source of this 993-nucleotide messenger RNA. The record is from the annotation of a GenBank genome assembly. NCBI's taxonomy places the organism in Eukaryota, Viridiplantae, Chlorophyta, Ulvophyceae, Bryopsidales, Ostreobiaceae.